This is a messenger RNA of Ficedula albicollis (Collared flycatcher), 1358 nucleotides long. Its product is annotated as probable G-protein coupled receptor 19. The coding region runs from base 124 to 1272 and encodes 382 amino acids. The record is from RefSeq and is a predicted model, not a curated record. Lineage: Eukaryota; Metazoa; Chordata; Aves; Passeriformes; Muscicapidae. The transcript has 2 exons. Gene Ontology annotation, cellular component: membrane. Gene Ontology annotation, molecular function: peptide binding; G protein-coupled receptor activity. Gene Ontology annotation, biological process: G protein-coupled receptor signaling pathway.
GGUCACCCACAGACCUGCAGAACCUUCGGGCUGGUCCUGUUCUGAAGGGUCAGCCUUGCUGCUGUCAGGGUGGAAGGCCCCUGACCAAGCCUGAGCAGAAGAUGUGGCCGAGUUUCUCGCAGCAUGGAUAACAGCAGUGGUCCUGUUCUUCUCCUCACCUUGCUCCUGCUGCAGAACACGAGCAGCCCCAAAGCCUCCACCCUCCCUGCUGGCUAUGGGAUGGCAGAACCUGCAGCCCCAGGAGCCGGCUCCAGCAGGAACCACUCUCUGGUGGAGUACGGGCUGAGGCCAGGGGAAAUCGCAGCUGCCAGCGUGGUUUGGGGAGCGCUGUGGCUGAUCUCUGUCUUGGGAAACUUCCUCGUUUGCUUAGUGAUCCACAGGAGCAGGAGGACUCAAUCCACCACCAACUACUUUGUGGUGUCCCUGGCGUGUGCAGACCUGGUGAGCAGCGUGGGGAGCGCGCCCCUGCUGCUGCUGCAGCUGAGCUCCGGGCGGUGGCUGCUGGGCAGCGGCGUGUGCCGGCUGGGCAGGUACCUGCAGUACCUCACGCCCUGCGUGCAGACCUACGUGCUCCUCGCCAUCAGCGUGGAUUGGUUCUACACUCUCGUCCUUCCCCUGAAUUUCAGAGUUUCCAGGGAGGAAGUUAAGAGAAUGGCUCUGGUCUCUUGGCUCUGUGGUGCUGUGUGUGCAUCACCGGCCUAUUUUCUCUAUGGCUCCAGCAGUGAUCACCACUGCAACUUUUUCCUCCCCAGUUCUUGGUUAGGAGCUGCCUCUGGUGUCAUCCACCUCUCAGUGCUGUUGCUUUUGAUCCCAUCACUCCUCAUUAUCCUCUGCUACCAGAUGCUCUUCAUUUACAUUUGGAGAAGUGACACUGAGGACACAGCUGGAAGGAGGACAAUGAAUCUUGUCUCAAGAAGAAAAGUGAAAACUGCCAACAUGUUCUUCAUUUUUGUCUUGAAUUUUCUCCUGUCCUGGCUGCCUUUCUUCGUGGUACAGUUGUGGCACCCACAGGAAACAGACUACAGAAAGAGCUCCUUGCUUUUUCUGGCCAUCACCUCGAUUGCUUUCAGUUCCUCAGCCUCUAAGCCAAUCCUGUUCUACAUUUAUAAUGCAAACUUCAGAAGAGGAAUGCGAGAAAUUUGUUGCAUGUGGAAAUACCCCAGAAGCAAUAUCUACACCAUUACUUUCAGUUCCAGAACAGCCAAAAAGAAUCACAUUGGGGCCACAGAUAUACCAGCACCAGGCCAACCUCCCCAAAUACUCUACCUGUGAUGCUUUUAACAGGGAAGUCAAGGAGCAUGAGCUUGCCAGGCCUGGUGAAUCCAAUCCCACAAAUACAUUUUCCUAGAGGGUUUCAU